Molecule: messenger RNA, 3690 nt
Organism: Aspergillus clavatus NRRL 1
Lineage: Eukaryota; Fungi; Ascomycota; Eurotiomycetes; Eurotiales; Aspergillaceae
Product: putative RNA polymerase II transcription elongation factor (Ctr9)
Exons: 2
Coding region: 1-3690 (1229 amino acids)
Biological process (GO): regulation of DNA-templated transcription
Cellular component (GO): Cdc73/Paf1 complex
Molecular function (GO): RNA polymerase II complex binding
Source: RefSeq, a predicted model, not a curated record
AUGGCGUCAAUACAGAAUGGCUACGCCAACGGCGUCAAUGGCGAUUCGUUUGUCUCGGCCAACUCCCUGGGUAACCUUCGCUUCUCUGACAUCCCCUCUGCGAUCGAUAUUCCCGCGUCCACCCUUGACAGUGAAGUCGAAGUGAGCUUGGAAGGGCUACCAGACGAUCCCACCGAACUCUGCACAUUGUUGGAGAACGAAAAGGCGGCGAAGAAUUUCUGGGUGAUCAUCGCACUGGCAUAUGCUAAGCAGAAGCAGAUCGAUCAUGCGAUCGACAUUCUGAACAAAGGCCUCGCCUCGGUGGCUCAUGGAGCGACCAAAGAGAAACUGGGUCUCCUGGCCUGGGUCUGCUGGUUGCUGAUGCUGAAGAGUCGGCAGGCCCCUCGCGUGGCCCCCGAGGGAGAGCUGUACACAGAGGCCAAGACCAAGGAUCAUUACCUGCAACUCGCAACGUCGACGUUGAACGAGGCGUCGCGACUGAACCCGGCUUUUCCUCCAUUAUUCCUUGCUCGGGGUGUUUUGUCUUUACUGCGCGCUUCCCUGCACCCCCCGCGACCGGCCCGACCAGGCUCGGUUGACACGUCUGAGCGCGUGGAGUCUCUGCGACAAGCGCUCAAAUGCUUCGAUGAAUCCUCAAAGGCGUUCGGUGGUCGGAACGUGAUGGCGAUCAUGGGGCGUGCCAGAGCGCAAUACUUGUUGGGACGGUAUGCGGAGGCGUUGGAAGGUUAUCAAAAGGUUUUGAUGAAGAUGCCUACUUUGACGGACCCCGAUCCUCGAAUUGGUAUCGGAUGUUGUUUGUGGCAGCUGGGCUUUAAGGACCAGGCGAAGGUUGCUUGGGAGCGGGCGCUGGCACUCAACCCCGACUCUAAGGUUGCCAAUAUUCUACUCGCCGUCUAUUAUCUCUACGAUAGCUCGCGCCAUGCUACGACGGACCCCGCAUUUGGCUCGCUAUAUAAGGUCGCCAUGACCCAGUACACACAAAAGGCUUUCAAGUUGGAUAAGGAAUACCCCAUGACGUGUGCGUUGUUUGGCGGUUAUUUCCUCCUGAGGAAAUCCUACUCCACCGUCGAGACAUUAGCACGGAAGGCCAUUGAACGCACAGAUGUCAUGUCGAUUGCUAGUGACGGUUGGUAUCUGCUGGGACGCAAAGCCCACUACGAGGGUGACCUCGCCCAUGCAGCGGAGUACUACAGCCGCUCCGAUCAGGCGCGAGGAGGAGGUGAAAAAGGCUAUCUUCCGGCCAAGUUUGGCGCGGUGCAGAUGCAGGUUUCUAACCAGAGUUAUGAUGACGCCAAGUUCCGAUUGGAGAAGAUCAUUCAGCAAACGAAAAACCCGGAAUGCAUGAUUCUCUUAGGGGCACUGCAUGCCGAGGAAGUCUUUGCUGCCCAAAGAAGCGGCAGCAAGGAGGACAAGUCGGCAGAAGCCAAGAAGGCCAUUAGCUUGCUGGAAUCUGUUCGCAGUCUCUGGAAGGACGAAGGCAAGAAGAUUGUACCUGACGAAUCGGUCCUCGUCUAUCUGUCUCGUCUCUAUGAGCAGAUCGCUCCGGAGAAAAGCAUGCAGUGCUUGACCCAGCUGGAAGAGAUGCAGCUGGCUGAGAUUUCCGAAGAUGAGCGCCCCGAGGGCAUUGAAGAUGAAGCGGAGAUCAAAGCUGUCCUCCGUGCCAAUCUGCCUCCACCACUGCUCAACAACAUGGGCUGCUUCCUGUACCAGGCGGAGAAGAUUGAGCAAGCCCGGGCCCUUUUCCAGGCGGCUCUGGACGCCUGCGCGCGGUCACAGGAGAAGGAUCCACAGCUUGACACGGACGCUCUUGUGACUACGAUCAGCUACAACCUGGGCCGGGCGUAUGAAGCUUCCAACAUGCAAGAGGAAGCGAAGAAGGCCUUUGAGAGGCUCCUCGAGCGUCAUUCCGAUUACACGGAGGCCAACGCGCGCCUCACCUAUAUUGCGCUGCGCCAAAGUCCGACAGACGAGGGACCGAAGAAGAUGGCGAAGCUGUACGAGGCGGAUUCGACGAAUCUCGAGGUCCGGGCGCUGUUCGGCUGGUAUCUCAGCAAGUCCAAGAAGCGGGCGGCCAACCUCGCAGAGGACCACGAGCAACGGCACUUCAAGCAUACUCUACAGUACUACGACAAACACGAUCGGUACUCACUUACGGGAAUGGGCAACGUGCACUUGACGACUGCUCGAGACAUGCGGCGCGACACUGAUCAGGACAAGGACAAGCGACGGAAGAUGUACGAAAGGGCCGUGGAGUUCUUCGACAAGGCGCUGCAGCUGGAUCCCAAGAACGCCUACGCCGCACAGGGAAUCGCUAUUGCGCUGGUCGACGACAAGAAGGACCACGCCAGUGCGGUGCAUAUUUUCUCCAAGGUGCGAGACACCUUGCGGGAUGCCAGCGUGUACCUGAACCUGGGCCAUGUCUACGCGGAACUACGACAAUAUUCGCGAUCCAUUGAACACUACGAGGCGGCGCUGUCGAAAGAUCGUGCGCGCGAUGCGCAGAUCCUGGCGUGCCUGGGUCGAGUCUGGCUGCUCAAGGGCAAACAGGAAAUGAGCCUGUCCGCCAUGAAGACGGCUCUGGACUACGCCCAGCGUGCCCACGCCGUCGCGCCUUCGCAGGCCCAUUUGGAGUUCAACGUUGCGUUUGUACAGAAUCAGAUCGCCUCGCUGGCGUACAGCCUGCCUGAAACGCAGAAGACGGUGCAGGACGUCGAGGAGGCCGCCGAGGGCUUGCACCAGGCGGUCGAGACGUUCGGACGGAUCGCGCAGGUGAAGAAUCCGCCGUACCCCGCCGGCGCGCUGGAGCAGCGUGCCAACAUGGGUAAGACGAUCAUCAAACAGCUGGAGCGUGCGCUGCAGAGCCAGCGCGAGUACGAGGAGAAGAACGCGGCCAAGCUGCAACAGGCCCGGGAGGCGCGGGAGGCGGAGAUCCGGAAGCGGGAGGCGGAGGUGCGCAAGGCCCAAGAAGCCGAGCAGACGCGGAAGAAGAAGCUGGCGGAGGAGCGUCAGCAGAUGAUUGAGGAAGCGCAGCGCCUGGCCGAGCAGCGGGCGGAGGAAGAGAAGGCGCGGGAGGACGCAGAGAUGACGACGGAUUCGGAAACGGGCGAUAAAGUAAGACGCAAGAAGAAGGCGACGAUGAAGCGUAAGAAGAAGCGGGCGGACGACGAUUUCAUCAGCGAUGGGGAGACGCCUCGCCGGGCGCGGAGCGGGGAGGCGGAGAGCGAGGGCGAGGCGGCGCCCAAGAAGCGCAGACGGUUGGAGAGGCGGUCCGGUGGGAAGGCGCAGAGCAAGUACAAGAGCAGCGAGGUUGUCGAGGACUCGGAUGUCGACGACGAGGAGGAGCAGGAGGACCAUGCUGCGGCUGCUGCGACAUCAGACCACGAGAUGCGGGAUUCCGCCGUGGAUGAUGACGAGGAUGUUGUUCAGCGGCGUCGGGCCAAGGUGACCCGACGGAUUGCGGACGAUGAUGACGAGGAUGAGGAGGAAGAAGAAGAAGAAGAAGAAGAAGAAGAAGAAGAAGAAGAAGAAGAAGAAGCAGAGGGAGUCCCGGCGCAGGCUGUAUCGAGAAAUCAGGAGCCGGACAACGACGACGACGACGACGAUGAAGGACUGUUCAAUGAUAGUCCCGAGGAGGCGACGGGCAAGGCCGACGAGGAAGAUACAGAGAUGAAGGACGAUGACGAGGAGUGA